Molecule: messenger RNA, 3070 nt
Organism: Vespa crabro (European hornet)
Lineage: Eukaryota; Metazoa; Arthropoda; Insecta; Hymenoptera; Vespidae
Gene: dtr
Product: gelsolin-related protein of 125 kDa
Exons: 5
Coding region: 81-2654 (857 amino acids)
Molecular function (GO): protein binding
Source: RefSeq, a predicted model, not a curated record
AAGAAAAUCGUAUUGAUACAAACGAAUCGAAGACCUAUCUGAUACCUAAUUUGAUCGAAAGUGAAUCUAAGAAAAAAAUUAUGACGGACGAAAGCGAGAACGAUAGUGAUUCGGAAGAAUAUACAUUGGUUUUCUAUGACAGUGGAUCGGACGUUCAAACUGUCAUUAAUCAGGAAGGAAUCAUCGAGGACACGUCGAAUUCUCUAACGGCAUGUGAAAAUGCUGAUGAUCAAAGCAAAAUGAUUUUGGACGGUUCAAGGAUCUUUGAAAUAAAUGAUUCUACGAAUGAUCCUAUUUUAAUCAGUGACAUUUCAAACGACGUACUUUUACAAGAAAAUGACUCGAACGUAUUUAAUCGUCGAGAAAGUUUUGAGAAUCGUUCGAACGAUCAUUUGAAAGAUGACAGUUGUGCCAGUAUAGAUUUCGGGGAAUUGGAAAAAUCUUUGGACGUUUUAGAGGUCAAUGAAGAAAAAACGUCGAUAGAUUUUUCGUUUGAUUCGGAAUUGGAUAAAAUAAUUAUGGAGGAAGAGGAACAGGAAGAGGAAGAGGAAGAGGAAGAGAAACAGGAAGAGGAACAGGAAGAGAAAGGAGACAAUUUGAAAAAACAAAACGAUCUCGUAGAAGUUGGAAAACGAUUGGACAAACUGGCCUCGAUACUUUUUGAAAAUUCUAACGAAUUACGUUUCGAAAAUUUCGAAAAUAUGCUGUACUACCUCAACACGAAAGACGUUAUAAACAUAAUGAAUAUGGAAGGGAAAGGUUCUUCCGGUAGCGAUAAGUUCACGGAAAAGAUCGAAAAAGAUUUCUUUUCAGAUUUAUCGAUUGAACGUGUCGACGAGGAAAACACGAAGAACGAACAGGAAGAAUUAUUGGAAUAUUUCGAUGCUUUGGACAUAAACGAAUCUAAUAUUGACGAAAGGGAAGAAAAAUUCGUUGAAUUAACAAAUGAUAAUAUUUUAGUAGACAUGAAAGAAAUUCAUGCUAAAAAAUUGGCUAAAUUAUUAGAUUCUACACGUUACAAAUCCGAGGUGGAAGUUAAUGAAAUUUUGAAAAAAAUCAAUGAACAAAAAAUGAAGAUAGAAAAUUUGAAAAACGAGUCAUUGAAAGAUUUAGCCAUUGAAUUUAAUCGUUUCGAAGAAUUGUUGACUGAACAAAAGGCAAUUGCCGAAAUUGAAGAUUACGAAUUGAUCGACGUAAAUACAAAAUUGGACGUGGACGAAUUAGAAGAGAAUAUUGUUGAAAAUCAAAGAUCGGUAUCGCCAUUCAUCGAGAUGCCUUUAACGAAAAACGAAGUUACAGAAAAUUAUAGGAUAAAAGUGAUGGAGAAAGAUUUUAAAGAUAGGAUGAUAGACCUGAAAAAAAGGCUGCCCGAAAGUUCGGAAAUUUUAAAUGAAGGGGAUACUGUAUCUCAUAAUGUGAAUCUUGAAACUGUAAAGGUAGAUGAAAAGAUUGUUUUGGAUAAAACAAUACCGAUCGAAAUAGAGAAAAUAAUUGUGAAUGAAAGCGACGAAAAAUCAUUGAUAGAAUUUAUUAAUGAAAAUUUGAUUGAUAACAUUAUCAAUUGUAAAUUAGAUUCUAUGAUUAAUGAGAAAGCUUUGAUAGAUGUAUCGAGUGAUACAUCGAAAUCAAACGUCGAUUAUCCCGAUAACGAUAUCACGUUAAUAAUUAAAAAGGAAGAUACUAGCACCGAUUAUGACGAAAAUCAUGAAACUGAUAUAGCUAAGGUAACGACCCUAGAUCAUGAAUAUAAAAAAGAAUCGAUAGAUGCAAAUCAAAAUGAUAUUGAUAACAACGAUGACAUUAUAAAAACAAAUGUAACAUGUAAUAAUAUAUCGGAAGACAUUGUUCAAGUGGAAAUUAUCGAUGAUUUAUCAUCGUCGAAUGAAAAUUCACAAGGUCCAAUGGAUGAUAAAACCAUUGAUAAAGUUGAUUCCAACGAAUCACUUUUCGCUUAUUUAAAGGAAAAAGAGAACAGGCCGUACAUCAAAGGCAAAGUUUAUGAUUACGAUGAAAAAAAGCAUGGCGUAAGAAUGACGGAGCAGUUUAUCAAGAAACAUUGUAAAGAACAUAAGCUUUAUCAGACUCCUUGGUUGAACGACGUCUUAUAUCUACAUUACAAAGGCUUCUCGUUUAUCGAAAAUCUGGAAAAGUACACGGGUUUGAAGACACUUUGGUUGGAGAACAAUGGAAUUCGUGAAAUUGCAAAUUUAGAGAAUCAAAGUGAACUUAGAUGUCUGUAUCUUCAUCACAAUAUAAUCAGCAAAAUUGAAAAUUUGGAAUACCUAACGAAAUUGGACACAUUGAACUUGUCCUAUAAUAUGAUAACAAAAAUUGAAAAUCUUGACAGUCUGAAGUUCUUAAAUACGUUGAAUUUGUCUUAUAAUUAUUUACAAAGUAGUACGGACAUCGAGCAUCUCCGAUUGUUGGAAUAUCUAUCGAUUUUGGAUAUAUCUCAUAAUCGAAUAGAUACAUUCGAUAUCGUCGACAUUCUCGGUGAUAUGAAAUCUUUAAGAGUAAUUACUUUGACCGGUAAUCCUGUUUUAAAGAAUAUUAAAAUGUAUCGAAAGACGAUGAUUUUAAAGUGUAAGAAUCUUCAUUAUCUGGACGACAGGCCGGUCUUUCCACGAGAUCGUGCUUGUGCCGAAGCAUGGUAAAAUUAGAACAAAUGAUAAAUGAUCAAAUUCUAGACUGGAGAGUAUUUAUAAUAUUUGUUUCCUUUUUUUCUUUAUUUUUUCUAUUUUUUUAUUUUUUUUAUUUUUUUUUUUUUUUUGUUAGGAUGCGAGGUGGUCCGAAAGAAGAGGCAGCCGAAAGACAACGAUGGAUUGAGGCAGAACAGAAGAAGAUCAACGAUAGUGUUAUGGGUUGGUAUUAGAAAAUAAAAAUAAGGUAUUAGAAAUAUUAUAAUGCUUUAUAAAUAAGUAUAGGUUAUAUAAGUGAAGAUGCCUAAUAAAUAGGUACUAUGGAUUAUAAUUAGAAUAGAUUGAUCAUUUUUCAUACCUUUUUUUUUAUAUCAUUUUAUUAUUAAAAAAAAAAAAUAUAUAUAUAUAUAUAUGCUUAAUUUUAUUGUCAU